This is a messenger RNA of Acanthoscelides obtectus, 376 nucleotides long. The record is from the annotation of a GenBank genome assembly. Lineage: Eukaryota; Metazoa; Arthropoda; Insecta; Coleoptera; Chrysomelidae.
CUAACUAUUCUUAUGCACCCUUGGAUUGAACGAAAUCCGACCUAGAAUCUAGUAGUUAUUUUUAAUUGUAUAUUCUCGUCCAAACUCCAAAGCAUUUCUGGUCAGCUUGUACCGGGUAAGAGUUCAUUACAACAGCAAGAAAGUUUCACAGAUAUGUCACAAGAAAAAGAAAAGGAGUUUGAUAGUGUAGAAUCUAUUCUUUCUAAGUUACCUCAAAAGGAAUUCAGACAAGUUUGGAGGAUUUUGUACGGUGAUGGCACAUUAUAUGCCGUAUGCAUUUUGUCCCGGGGAACAUAUGGCUUGGAGUGACUAUGCUGAGCGGGCUGAGGAUGGGCCAUCAACUAGAAUACUGCAGGCGCUAGCCGAAGAGAACAAA